This is a messenger RNA of Linum trigynum, 3398 nucleotides long. The record is from the annotation of a GenBank genome assembly. NCBI's taxonomy places the organism in Eukaryota, Viridiplantae, Streptophyta, Magnoliopsida, Malpighiales, Linaceae.
CAAUGAACCCGUUUUCCUUUUUGGGUGCGAGUCGAGUGGAAAUAUGUCAAAAUCCAAUCCGACCCCAAAUCCGUCUACGUUGAUUUUUACCUACAGUAACCGGGUUAAGUCAAAUUUGUACUCAUAUGUUCAGUUUCAAUUUCCGUCCCUAUAAUCGCAACUAAAAGUGAAAAAAUGAGACGAAACACAAAGAAAAAAGAGCCAAGUGAAGGUUUAGUCGAGUUCAAUCCAUUUGAUGAGUUGUUUUUAAUUUGAACGUGUUUUUGUAUGCAAGUUAGGGUUUGGCACCACUCCCGAUUGGAUUUGCCGUCUUCACGGCUCACUUGGCCACCAUUCCAAUAACCGGCACCGGUAUCAACCCGGUUAGGAGCUUCGGAGCUGCCGUUAUCUAUAACGGGGAGAAAGCCUGGGAUCACCAUGUAUGUGUACAGUCACAUUCAACCAUUGAUAGCUGCACAAUCUCUUCAUUCUGUUCAAUGAAUCCGUUUCUGCUCAUAAUUAAUGCAUGCGCAGGGGAUCUUCUGGGCCGGAGCCUUCGCCGGAGCUGCCGCGGCGGCUUUCUUUCACCACUACGUCAUGAGAACCGGAGCGGCCAAUGCUCUUAGGUUCGGUAAAAAGUGCGUCGAGGAUAUCUUCGACUUGGUCUCAGAUUGGGUGCAAUGUUAAUUAUGAACCCUGCUUCGAUCAGAAUUGGCGCAAUAAGCAAUCAACUUGGACGGAUUGGAUACCUAUAUAUGUAUUAGCUUAGUGCAUGUAAAUAGCAAGGAAUUACUUUUAUGUGGAUGUUGGAUUGCAAUCUAGUUCGGAGAUCAAUGGCGAUCGAGGCGACUGAUGAUCGAGGACGCGACAUAAUAUACAAACAUAGGCGUUUAAAGCUGAUUCGGUUGGCUCAAUUUGCAAUUCGUCGAUUCAAUGGACGAGUUAUAAAUUAUAUCAAAAGUAUUUAUAAAAAAAACUGCCAAGCAUUGUCAAUUAUUCUCGAGUUCAAAUGCUCACCUCGCUAAAAAUAAUUUUUUCACAAAAGCAUUUUGUCCCAAAAUUGGAUUAAAAUAUGCAAAUUAACAAGCUUUUAACCACCCGAAGCUCUCUAUGUGUCAAUUCUAAUCAGCCUUUCAACUCGUGUCAUUCAUCAACUUGUUAUGUCCAUUUAGUUAUUGUUAUUCGAUCCGUUAGAUUAGGGUCCGCGUUUCGUUACAGAACCCCUUAUCUGUAAAACUCUAGUUGUAAGUUGUAACCAUAAAAUUUUGCAGGUCGGAUUUUGUAUUUCUUUGAGUAGUAAGGUCGAUCUAGGUCUAACAACCUUGAUUCUAAUCAAUUAUUGAGUCCCAAUUAGCUAACAACCUUCACUUCUACUUUUUCUAAAAAGUAAAAACUCUAUUUCAAAACAUAAAGUACAAAUGAACACACCUGUAUUAGUUGGAUUUUGGAAGAGGACCAGUUUGGCCAAAAGUCUUAAAGCGACGGACUAUUUCCACUUUUUGCGCUUCCCAGUUCCCACCCAUCUCCCGUCACUUCACUGUAGACCUCGAGUCGCUCAAAACCUCUCUUCCCUUCUUCCUCCGCCUCUGUCGCCCGUCGAGGUCAGCAGCAAUGGGAAAUUCAUCGUCGAUGCUGACUCAGUACGAUAUCGAAGAGGUCCAGGGGCAUUGUAAUCACGCCUUUUCACAGCAAGAGAUAGUCUCGUUGUACCAGAGGUUUUGCCAGCUCGAUCGGAGCAGCGGUGGGUUUAUCUCCGCCGAUGAGUUCCUCUCCGUGCCUGAGUUCGCUGUCAAUCCUCUCGCUCAGAGAUUGCUGAGAACGGUUGAUGGAUUGAAUUUCAAAGAAUUCGUUGCUUUCCUGUCUGCAUUCAGUCCUCGCGCCACAUUGCAACAGAAAAUCGAAUUUAUCUUCAAGUUAUAUGAUUCGGGUGGAAAAGGUUCAGUUUCAUACAAAGACAUAUUGGAUGUGCUGCGUGAUUUGACUGGACAUUUUAUAUCUGAAGAACAGAGAGAGCAAGUGCUGAAGCAGGUUCUUGAAGAAGCAGGCUACAGAAAGGACUCGUCAUUAGUUUUUGCCGACUUUGUAAAGAUCCUUGGAAAUCCGGGCUUGAAGAUGGAAGUGGAGGUUCCAGUAGAUUAGGCAGUGGAAUUUUGUACCCACAAUGUAUGAAGCAGCAUCUGCAUCUCCCAUUAUGCUGCUGCUCUAGAUCCGGAAGCAGGGGAGAAUACUGAACAGCCCACCUCACACUCCACAACUCUGUAUAAUCGUAUAAACUUUAUCCUUGCUUGUAAGGUACCUGAAUUUAGUUUGACCUUCUUCAACUCCAUUGUUUCUCGAGUUUCCUUGUUCCUCCUACUAGUAUGAUCUCUCUCUUGUGCGUCAACGAAGGAGAGGGGAUUAGUUGUAGAAUUAGCAGAUUCUUAUUGACUGACAGUGUCAUCUUCACAACUUCGUGCUGCCAUCUGGAACUAGUAGAGAGAUUGUAAGCAUCUUUUUUCUCUCUCUCUCCGUUGAAUCAGUUGCAAUUGUAUUACCAAAACCUAUAUGCAAUGUACAGUUGCAAUUGUAUUACCAAAACCUAUAUGCAAUGUACAUAUAGAGACUGAUACAACGAAAAGGGCUACUCGAUGUGAGUAACCCUGCAGAAAACAAACUCUCAAACCCUGCAGAAAUGAUUGAAUCUUUUGGGAGGGUUCUGUGUCGUGUUACUAUAGAGUAGUGAACUCCUCAUCACAUUUGAUCGCACAAAAUGGUAAAUAGCUGUUUGCCCUAAAAAAGAUCGAAUUCAUGAUGUUCUUACGGUAAGAGGCAAUCAACUAUCACAUGACGUUGUUGGAUAUUUAUUUUAGGCAAUAGUUCUUGUCCACCAUUAUGUCCCGGAUGAUAGUGUUGGCCUUCUGGUAGCCGUUGAUCGUUGAAAGCGCCCUUUCCUUUUUGAACUGCUUUUUUGAAAAACUUAGAAGAAACAACCAGGACCCACAUGAUAUGAGAUUUUAAUUUCACCAUCUUCCUUAAUUUGACAUCGGCGGUUUGCCAGAAUUAGAUCAGGCAUCCGUUUUGUCAAAAAGGAAAUCUUACCCAACGACAGUAGCACCUUGAUUUGAAGGGGGGAAACAAGAACUGGUUAAUCCGUUUUUUCCAUUAUCUUCUUCCCCUUUUAUUGAUUUCAAACUAUUAUUUUUCCAGGAAAGAAAAAAAGAACAGUGAAUUAAUGCUUAGUCUUUCUGAUUCUGAUUUCCUAAUCUCCCCUGCUUUCCUAGAAAGAGAUCCAAUCUCAUUUUGAUUUCCCCCUCCGUUUUCUCACUCGGUUUAUCUAUCCUGGGUUCCUUCUGGUUGUUGAUAUGGAAGAUGUACCUGGAAAAAUGAUGCAGAGGCUCUCUAGCCGUUACCUCUGCAAUCAAUGAACAGGUACAAAACAA